Daphnia pulicaria is the source of this 2093-nucleotide messenger RNA. RefSeq names its product motor neuron and pancreas homeobox protein 1-like. Gene Ontology annotation, cellular component: nucleus. The transcript has 2 exons. Gene Ontology annotation, biological process: spinal cord motor neuron cell fate specification; central nervous system development; neuron projection morphogenesis. NCBI's taxonomy places the organism in Eukaryota, Metazoa, Arthropoda, Branchiopoda, Diplostraca, Daphniidae. The record is from RefSeq and is a predicted model, not a curated record. Gene Ontology annotation, molecular function: sequence-specific double-stranded DNA binding; DNA-binding transcription factor activity, RNA polymerase II-specific. The coding region runs from base 1 to 1290 and encodes 429 amino acids.
AUGGCAUCCGGCAAGAGCAAGACUUCUGCGUUUUGCAUCGAUUCGUUGCUGGCCCAGGACAAAUUACCCAGUGCUGAUUCCGUGAUGCCGUCUCAAGCCGCCCAGGCAGCGGCGGCAGCGGCUGCGGCCCAUCAGCAACUGAUCGUCAGCAGUUACGGUGAUUCCAUCCGCUUCCGUUCGAAUCUCUUUGGCGGACUUCAUCACCAUCACUACCCGUCGUUUGAGACGUCCGUCGAGUCCAGUCACAAAGUUCUUCCGUCGAGUGAUUCCGUGGCGUCGGCCGAAGGUGAGAAGGAGACGGACGGCCGGCAGAGCAGCAGCAGCAGCGUCAACAAAGAAGACGGGCCGGCCAACGAGCGAGAAGGAGCCCAGUCCUCACUCGUCACACAGCCCGGCAGCCUUUCUUGCUGGACUCAACCGCAUUCCAUGAGUCGAAUGAUUUACGGCCCACCGACCUCCUCCUGCGCUCCGACAGUGUCCAGCAGUUUGACGACGUCGUCGUCGGCCACCACAGCGUCCAGCAGCAGUCUGACUAAUUACGCCGGGCCGUUGUUCACCAGUCCGGCGGCGGCCCUUCACGCUGCAGCAGCCGCGGCGGCCGCAGCUGUCGCCGCCUCGUCACCGGCAGCCCAUCAGUUCCAUUCGGCCCAUCUCGAGUGGCUCGCAAGGGCCGGCGUCCUCUACCACCGUUUCGGCGGAGAUCUAUCAGGUAGCGCAGCAGCGACGACGGCUGCUCUGCUGGGCAAAACACGACGGCCGAGAACGGCCUUCACGAGCCAACAAUUACUGGAACUGGAGAACCAAUUCCGGCAGAAUAAGUACCUGUCGCGACCGAAGCGAUUCGAAGUGGCCACGUCGCUGAUGCUGACCGAGACCCAAGUGAAAAUCUGGUUCCAAAACCGGCGCAUGAAAUGGAAGCGGAGUAAAAAAGCCCAGCAGGAGCUGCGGAGUUCCGGCGGCCAUCACAAGAGCGGAGAGAACAACAACAACAACAACAACAAAGCCUCGCGAUCCAGCAGCGGAGGCAUUUCGUCGUCGUCGUCGUCGUUGGUGGUGGGCGGAGGUAAAUCUUCAUCCGAGUCGCAUCAGCCGUCGACGGCCUUUUCCAGCAAAGAAAUGGACGUGAGCAGCGACGACCAGGACCUGCUGGACGAGAGCGACGAAGAGGAGGAAGAAGAAGUCAACGUGGACCAGGACGAUCACCAGACGAUGACCAUGAUCCGUCCUUCGGCGGCCGCCCUCAUCGGAAGCGAGUCCGGAAGCGGCAUGUACCGACCCUAUUACCCGUGAUGACGGCACCCAGCCACGUCUCAUAAUUAGCCAUUCACAGGCAAAUUCUCUUACAUCUUCUCUUCUUUCUAAAUGGACUGACAUGUUUUACGCAGAUUUUUAGUUGAUUGCCCGACACAAGGCGACUGUUGCCCGACCCAUUUCGGUUGUGUCCCCUCUCCCCCCCCCCCCUUUUUUUGUGUUAGUCUCUCGGAUGAUUUAAUGCGGACAAUGGAUGCGGACAGACAUCAUCGGUCAUAUAGGCCGCCGAGCGGAAAAUCUGCCCUGUCAGAAGCCAACAACAACAAGAAAAAAACCAAACCAAAAACCAAAAACCACAUCAUUGCACAGAGAAAAACUGGGCGACAUAAAAAGCCAAGCCGUUGUAAAUCGUCGACUGGAAUAUAACCGGCUUGAUGACAAACGAUUGCCGGCGCUCUGUGGCGUCUGCGUCGAGGGGCGGAUCCCACUUUGUCUUAUUGGCUCUCCUCUCCUCUCCUCUUCUUUAGUAUAUACAUAAGAGGGAAGAGUGGGGGGGGGAAAUCUUUUCUUUCUUUUAUAUUAUACAACUAUAUAACCAAUUUGGAACCAAAUAAGCUCUCUCUUUCUAUCUCUAUCUCUCUCUCUCCAUUUGAAUUUGAAUGUGCAAUUCUCAGAGUUAUUUGGGAGGGGACAACAACAACAAAAAAUUCGUUCGUGUAAUCCUUCGACAAAGGAAAAAUUUGAAAAAAUUCUCAACAGAAAAAUAAAAAAACAAAACAAAAAACAACUCGUGUGUUGUACAGAAUAUGACGAUGUGAAUUUGUUUUUUCCAUUAUUUGAAA